This is a messenger RNA of Pollicipes pollicipes, 2290 nucleotides long. Its product is annotated as heat shock protein 60A. Gene Ontology annotation, molecular function: ATP binding; ATP-dependent protein folding chaperone. The record is from RefSeq and is a predicted model, not a curated record. Gene Ontology annotation, biological process: protein refolding. The transcript is spliced from 11 exons. Lineage: Eukaryota; Metazoa; Arthropoda; Thecostraca; Pollicipedomorpha; Pollicipedidae. Bases 113 to 1837 code for a protein of 574 amino acids.
CUCCAGAACGUGGUUGUCUUUUUCUGAUCCACGUGUGAGGGAGGAGGACGUUGGAGGUUGUUGGAGUGAAAGUAUUCGGAUUUGUCUUUGGAAAACCCUUCCACAUUUAAGCAUGUACCGCGUUCCGGGUGUGCUGCGCGGCUCGUCGGCGGCGGCGCGCCAGCUGACGCGCUGGUACGCCAAGGACGUGCGCUUCGGCGGCGACGUGCGCGCCACCAUGCUGCAGGGCGUGGACGUGCUGGCCGACGCCGUGGCGGUCACCAUGGGACCCAAGGGCCGCAAUGUGAUCCUGGAGCAGUCGUGGGGCUCGCCCAAGAUCACCAAGGACGGCGUGACGGUGGCCAAGGCCAUCGAGCUCAAGGACAAGUUCCAGAACAUCGGCGCCAAGCUGGUGCAGGACGUGGCCAACAACACCAACGACGAGGCCGGCGACGGCACCACCACGGCCACCGUGCUGGCGCGCGCCAUCGCCAAGGAGGGCUUCGAGAAGAUCAGCAAGGGGGCCAACCCCACCGAGGUCCGCAAAGGCGUGAUGCUGGCGGUGGAGGCGAUCGUGGCGCACCUGAAGACCAUGUCAAAGGCGGUGACGACGCCCGAGGAGAUCGCCCAGGUGGCCUCCAUCUCGGCCAACGGCGACAACAAGAUCGGCGACCUCAUCUCCAGCGCCAUGAAGAAGGUGGGCCGCGACGGCGUGAUCACGGUCAAGGACGGCAAGACCAUGCACGACGAGCUCGAGGUGAUCGAGGGCAUGAAGUUCGACCGCGGCUACAUUUCCCCCUACUUCAUCAACUCCAGCAAAGGCGCCAAGUGCGAGUACCAGGACGCGCUGGUGCUGCUCUGCGAGAAGAAGAUCUCCAACAUCCAGCAGAUAAUCCCCACGCUGGAGAUGGCCAACCAGGCGCGCAAGCCUCUGGUGAUCGUCGCCGAGGACGUGGACGGCGAGGCGCUCACUACGCUCGUGGUCAACCGGCUCAAGAUCGGCCUCCAGGUGGUGGCCGUCAAGGCGCCCGGCUUCGGCGACAACCGCAAGAACACGCUGCAGGACAUGGCCAUCGCCACCGGCGGCGUCGUGUUCGGCGACGAGGCCGCCUCCGUCAAGCUCGAGGACGUGCAGAUCUCUGACCUGGGCCAGGUCGGCGAGGUGCAGGUCACCAAGGACGACACGCUCAUGCUCAAGGGCCGGGGCAACAAGGUCGACAUCGACCAGCGCUGCAACCAGCUCAAGGACCAGAUCGAGGAGACCAACUCCGAGUACGAGAAGGAGAAGCUGCAGGAGCGGCUGGCGAGACUCGCCGCCGGCGUCGGCGUGCUCAAAGUGGGCGGCUCGAGCGAGGUGGAGGUGAACGAGAAGAAGGACCGCGUGACGGACGCGCUGAACGCCACGCGCGCCGCCGUCGAGGAGGGCAUCGUGCCGGGCGGCGGCGUGGCUCUGCUGCGCUCCGCCAGCUCGCUCAGCGGCCUCCAGCUCGCCAACGACGACCAGAAGACCGGCGUGGAGCUGGUGCGGCGCGCGCUGCGCAUGCCGCUGCAGACGAUCGCGGCCAACGCCGGCGUGGAUGCGGCCGUGGUGGUGGCGCGCGUGCAGGACGCCUCGCCGGAGAUCGGCUACGACGCGCUCAACGACGAGAUGGUCAACAUGAUGGAGCGUGGCAUCAUCGACCCCACCAAGGUGGUGCGCACGGCGCUGACGGACGCGGCCGGCGUCGCCUCUCUGCUCACCACGGCGGAGGCCGUCGUCUGCGAGAUGCCCAAGGAGGACAAGGCCGACGCCAUGGGAGGCAUGGGCGGCAUGGGCGGCAUGGGUGGCAUGGGUGGUAUGGGUGGAAUGGGCAUGUAAGCACGUGGCGAAGGCCACACCCGUCAUUUGUAUCUCAUCAGUCAUCCGUUUCGUGCCGAUGGGGAUGUUAGUCAUGUGAUAGUGCCGAGGGAUCAGGUCGCUGGAGCAGAUGGUCCCGACCAGCUAUUAUAUUCGUUAUAUUGUGGUUUGUACGUCGGCGUACGCGCAUGCAUUACAGGACUGCUCUGCCACCGUGUAUGCGUGUGUGUGUGUGUGUGUGCGUGUGCGUGGUGAGCGUCUGCCCGCCUCAGUCAGGGCGCCGUGUGGGUGUGUGUUACCGCGCGGCCGGCGGGGGCCGGCUUCCUCGUUCCCGGACGGUUAUACCACGGCAGGCCUGCGCGUCCGGGGCCGGGCGACCCGUCCCCCGCCAGCGAGACGCGCUCCGCGACUCUACCAUCGUGUAUCAUCCUGCCGAUUGUGCGGCUCUCGCCCAAAUACAUAUUUUGUACCGAU